This is a messenger RNA of Colletotrichum destructivum, 1013 nucleotides long. Its product is annotated as Putative GNAT domain, acyl-CoA N-acyltransferase. The record is from RefSeq and is a predicted model, not a curated record. The transcript has a single exon. Gene Ontology annotation, molecular function: acyltransferase activity, transferring groups other than amino-acyl groups. Bases 106 to 882 code for a protein of 258 amino acids. Lineage: Eukaryota; Fungi; Ascomycota; Sordariomycetes; Glomerellales; Glomerellaceae.
UACAACACGGCACUGCUUCGCGUCUCUUUUCUUACCCAAGCACCAAGCCACCCCCUCUGGUACCUCUUUACUGGAAUCUGUUCUCUGCUGUCCUCCUUCCUCAACAUGAGCAGUCAAGAUGCCAAGUAUACGCCUCUAUCUGUCUCGCUCUCCCCCAUCACGGCGGACGAUGUACUGGCUCUCUUGGAGUUGCACAGCGCAGCCUUCAAGACGGACCAGUUCUCGAACCUGAUGCUUCUCAACCGCGACGCGAACGCCCACCAGGCGCUGAUGGACAAGUCGAUACGGCUCUGGAUGUCCGACCCCGAGGCCAAGCUCACCAAAGCGGUGAGCGCAGAUGGACACGUCGUCGGCUGGUCGUGUUGGACCGUCAAGACCAGAUACCCAGAAAAGUCCACGCCUACUCGGAAUCCGGAACCGGAAACAAGAACAGACACCACCGCAGCACGACGCCAGGACCAGGUCGAGGCCGACACACCGGCAGAGCGGAAGCACCAGGAUCAGAACGCGCCUCGGGAUCCCACGCGGGUGCUGGGCGGGCUCAUGCACAGAGACAUGACUUCUUGGGAGGACAAACACCUCCGCGGCAAAAGGUACAUGGUGCUACAGGCGUUGGCGACGGAGCCGCGCUACCAGCGGCAGGGAAUCGCGACCAGACUGAUUCGGCACGGGCUCGAGGAGGCCGACUCCCAAGACCUUCCGUGCUGGGUCCACGCCUCCCCCACGAGCUACAAGCUGUACGCGAAGGCUGGGUUCGAGGAGGUCGGCAGGAGCAGCUAUGACUUGGAUGAAUGGGCGCCGGGAGGAAAGGACGGAAAUCAAGGUUGGGGAGUGUACACAUUCAGAUACAUGUUCCGACCAAAGUAUGGAACUGCCGUGUAAGAUGGCCUCUGGAUAUGGGUAUAUCGGAUAUGCUGCUUCUGCGGGCCAUUACAAAGUCGUGAGGUUACCUUGGUUGUAGUUGCGCGAGACAGUAGGAGAGUCUUCAACUCCCUUUAGAGCCAACUUGUGCC